Parasteatoda tepidariorum (common house spider) is the source of this 1504-nucleotide messenger RNA. Its product is annotated as nucleolar protein 14 homolog. Gene Ontology annotation, biological process: maturation of SSU-rRNA. The record is from RefSeq and is a predicted model, not a curated record. Gene Ontology annotation, cellular component: Noc4p-Nop14p complex; nucleolus; small-subunit processome. NCBI's taxonomy places the organism in Eukaryota, Metazoa, Arthropoda, Arachnida, Araneae, Theridiidae.
UUUCCAGAUUGCAGAUCUUUUAAAUGGGGAAAAGGAAAAGAAUUUUUAGUACAAUUAAUCCUUUUGAGUUAAAGCACUCUAGAAAAAAAUUUUUAGAAGGUCCUAGCUGUUCUCUCAACUAUUUUCAAGAUGAUAGUGAUUUGAUAUCAAAUAAGACUGAGAAGAAGAAGAAGAUUGAUGCAUAUAAAAUUGCCCUAGAAUGUGUAAAUAAUGAUUGGAGAAAAAUUAAAUACCGAUGUGUGAGGAGUGAAUCUGCUUCUGAGAGUAGCUCCAAGGACAGGUAUGAUGUAGCUAGAAAUGUGUUGCAAUUUGAUAGAAAAUAUGUUCGAGCAACCGAAGACAUUCAACAGUGGAAGAUACUUAACAACAUUAAAGAUUUCAAUUUAGAUUACAUUGUGAAGAAUGUUUCUAACGAUGAAUUUAUGAAUGAUAUUAUACAGGAUCUGCAUUUAUUAGCCACAAGAAACAAUCUAGAUACAGCACAUAAAUUUAGAAAGAUGUUAAGUGAUGAAUAUGAUAUAUUUUCAUAUUUUAAAAAGAAAAACUUGAAGCGAAAUUUUCCUGGAACCGAAACUGUUGUUCUCUUAAGCAUAAUUUGCCGAAUUUAUUCCACUGGUGUAACGCAGCAUCCAGUUAUGUUACCUGCAACGAUAUAUAUGUGCGACAUAUUGAGUGCAAACUUUUAUCAGUCUUAUAGUAACAUCACUAUUAGGCUUUACGUUUGCGAAUUAUUAAAGAAUUGCAUCUCUGAGUCAAGAAAAUUUAUCCCAGAAUGUAUUCAGUUUUUGAAAAAUGUUUUUGUCUUAGCCUUGGCAAAAAACAUAAAAUCUCAGAAGUUUCAUCUGAUGAUUGCCGAAAAAGUUUCAGUUGAAGAAAUUCCAACCUUGCAAUUGUUUCCAAAAGAUAAAAAAUUGACUGCACUGAACAAAAAAGUUGGUAUAAUUUUCGCGGCCGCUAAUCUGACAUUUUGUUUUGCUACCCUGUACAAGGAAUACCCUUCAUGCAAAUUUGCAUUCCAGCCAAUAUUAGACACCCUCAUCCAGCUUCCUGUUCAUCUUUAUCCUGUAGAAAUGGAGACGCUGAUUAGGAGACUCAUUGAAUUUCUAGAGCGAGAGACUCCUCCCUUUCGCCAUCUUACACAGACGACUAAACCGAAAUCCUUAAAGAUCUUGGAACCGGUGUUUGAGUGUCAAUACGAGUCUCUUGAGAAUUAUGAACGGCAACAAAAAAAUCUAAAUAUCAAAGACAAUAAGAACAAGGUAAAACUCAGCAAAGAGUGUGAAAAGUUAAAAAGAGUGAAACAGAAAAUCAGAAAAGAAGAGAGGAGUCUUCUGAAGGAAAUCAGAAAAUCUGCUAAGGCCGCUGCAGCUGUUAAGUUAGAAGAAAAGCUGACAUUGGAUGCAGAAAGGGUAAAAAAGACAGCAAAAAUAUAUAAUGAACUUGCAGUGCAAGAACAUGAGUUUAAAAAAAUGAUAAAAAAGAAAUAAAAGUUUUUUUUCUUUCA